Molecule: messenger RNA, 432 nt
Organism: Lodderomyces orthopsilosis Co 90-125
Lineage: Eukaryota; Fungi; Ascomycota; Pichiomycetes; Serinales; Debaryomycetaceae
Gene: MLC1
Product: Mlc1p
Exons: 2
Coding region: 1-432 (143 amino acids)
Biological process (GO): mitotic actomyosin contractile ring assembly
Cellular component (GO): myosin II complex
Molecular function (GO): calcium ion binding
Source: RefSeq, a predicted model, not a curated record
AUGUCACAAAAUACUAAAACUUACAAGGAUGCUUUUGCACUCUUUGACAAGAAGGGUACUGGUAGAAUUCCGGUGGAACACUUGGGUGAUUUAUUAAGAGCAAUUGGACAAAACCCAACACUUGCUGAAAUAUCGGAAUUGCAACAAUCAAUCAAGACCCCUGAUUUCGAUUUCGAAACUUAUCAAGAAAUUAUUAAUCGUCCUGAUGGAUUUAAACCUUUAGGAUUGCCAGAGGAUUAUAUAAAAGGAUUCCAAGUUUUUGAUAAAGAGCAAACUGGGUAUAUUGGGGUUGGUGAGUUGAGGUAUAUUUUGACCUCUAUUGGGGAGAAAUUGACUGAUCUGGAAGUGGAUGAGUUGUUGAAGGGAGUGAAUGUCACUACCGAUGGUAAUGUCGAUUAUGUUGAAUUUGUCAAAUCUAUAUUGGAUCAGUAA